Messenger RNA from Camellia sinensis, 3140 nucleotides. Its product is annotated as putative pentatricopeptide repeat-containing protein At3g11460, mitochondrial. Gene Ontology annotation, molecular function: protein binding; zinc ion binding; RNA binding. Gene Ontology annotation, biological process: RNA modification. NCBI's taxonomy places the organism in Eukaryota, Viridiplantae, Streptophyta, Magnoliopsida, Ericales, Theaceae. The record is from RefSeq and is a predicted model, not a curated record.
CCCGCAAUUUCCUAAACUGCCACGCUCUCUACCCUCUGCUAGAAGAAUUGAACUUCUCAACGACCCGUUCUGAGGACUCCACUUCAUGAAUGGCGUUCUCACUCCCAACUUCUUCAAACAUUCCAACACAAUCCACCUCAAGAAACUCUCAAUUCUUCUACCCAAACCCACCAACACAUUCACUACCACCACCACCACCACCACCACUACUACCACCCAAUUCACACAGAUUUCUCUUAAUCAACCACUCACCUCCCUACAAUGUGGAACCAUGUUACAGUCACUCACCAACUCCAAAUCCUUCAAAAGAGGCCAACAACUCCAUGGUCACAUGAUUUCUUGCUGCAUUCUUCGAAACAACACCUAUCUCAACACCAAACUCGCCGCCUUUUACUCGAAUUGUGGUGCCAUGUACGAAGCCCAGGUAAUCUUUGACCAAAUUGUAUUGAAAAAUUUGUUUUUAUGGAAUUCCAUGAUUAGGGGAUAUGCUUCCAAUGGUUAUCCUAUGAAGUCCCUUGUUCUGUACCGUGAAAUGAUGAGCUUUGGGCAAAACCCGGAUAACUUUACGUACCCGUUUGUUCUAAAGGCUUGUGGUGAUUUGGGUGAUGAUAUUGGAAGAAGAGUUCACUGUGAGGUAGUUGUUUGUGGGUUGGAGUCAGAUAUAUAUGUAUGUAAUUCUCUUCUCUCUAUGUACUCGAAGUGUGGGGAAAUGGACAUGAUGAAGAAAGUGUUUGAUAGAAUGCCUGAGAGAGAUUUGACUUCUUGGAACACGAUGAUUUCGGGUUGUGUGAGGAAUGGUGACCCAAGAGAGGCCUUUUUAGUAUUUAAAAUGAUGGAAAAAUCUGGGCUAGUUGCAGAUGCCACCACUUUGCUCGGAUUACUCUCUGCCUGCAUUCACUUAGCAGCAUUGGAACUGGGAAAAGUGAUCCAUGCCUAUGUUAUGCGUAAUAAUUUAGCUUGGUGUAAUAGUUUUCUGAUCAACUCUCUGAUUGAAAUGUAUUGUAGUUGUAAUUCUACGGUGGCUGCUAGGCGAUAUUUUGAGGAGGUGACUUGGAAAGAUACCGUGUCAUGGAAUUCACUGAUUUCGGGUUAUUCAAGGAAAGCAGAUGCUUUUGAAAGCCUGAGGCUCUUUUGUCGAAUGGUUUUGGAAGGUGUGGGUCCUGAUCAAGUAACUCUUGUGGCUGUGCUUGGAGCUUGUGAUCAAAUCACAGCCUUGCAAUUCAGUAUGUCUGUUCACUCUUACAUAAUCAAGCAAGGGUUUGGUGCAAAUUCUAUGGUGGGAACUGCCCUUAUAGACACAUAUUCGAAGUGCGGAAGUUUAGCAUGUUCGUGUCGUGUUUUUGAUGAGAUGCCUGUCAAGACUUUGGUUUCUUGGAGUGCAUUGGUUGCAGCGUAUGGACUUCAUGGGAAAGGAAGAGAGGCCCUCUUGAUUUUUAAUGAUAUGAUAGUGAACAGUAUUACUCCAGAUGAGGGUGUUUUUACUUCGGUUUUGACAGCAUGUAGUCAUGCCGGAUUAGUUGGUGAAGGUAAAGAAAUAUUUUAUAGUAUGAAAGAAAAGUAUAAUGUGCAGCCUGGACUUGCUCAUUAUUCAUGUUUGGUAGAUCUUCUUGGCCGAGCAGGGCAUUUAGAUGAAGCCUUUGAAUUCAUCAAGGCAAUGGAAAUUAAACCAACAAGUGAUAUAUGGGCUGCUCUUCUUUCCGCUUGUCGACUCCAUCGAAAUGUUGAGCUAGCUGAGCUUUCAGCUCAGAGAGUUUUUGAGAUGAACCCAAAAAGAGUGAGUAGUUAUGUAUGCCUGUCCAAUUUAUAUGCUGCUGAGAAAAGAUGGGAUGAGGUGGAAAGGGUGAGAGCCUUGGUAAGACGGAAGGGACUGAAGAAACCACCAGGCUUCAGCUUUAUAGAGUUGGAUAAGGUGGUUCAUAGGUUCUUAGUUGGAGAUAAGUCGCACCAACAGAAAGAUGACAUAUACGCCAAGUUAAAAGAGUUGAGUCAGAGACUCAAGGAGGCUGGAUAUAAACCUGACACAAGUUCAGUGUUGUAUGAUGUUGAAGAGGAAGUUAAAGAAAAGAUGCUUUGGGAUCAUAGCGAGAGAUUGGCGAUUGCGUUUGCUCUGAUUCAUACGAGGCCAGGGACCAUAAUUAGGAUCACCAAGAACCUUCGAGUAUGUGGGGAUUGCCACACGGUAUCAAAACUCAUUUCUAAGCUCAUGUGCCGGGAGAUUAUUAUGCGGGAUAUCCGUAGGUUCCACUAUUUUAGAGAUGGAUUUUGUUCUUGUGGUGAUUAUUGGUGAGUAAAUACUUGACUGAACUUAUAUGUGUAUUGAGCUAGAAGGGGAAAUACAGAUUCUUUUAUUCAAAAAAAAAAAAUCUGAAUUUAUUCAGACAUAGCUACAGGAGAGGCCAUUCUAUUUAGCAUCAAAAGUCUGGGAGCCUUUUUUGAAUCUUUGAAAAUUGCAUACAGAGGUGGUCUUGUCAAUCAAAUUAUCCGAGAAAUCAGCAAGGGCACCUCCAACACUAGUAACUGUUUCUUAAUUGAAUGUGAAUGGUUCAGUUGCUUUGAGAAGAUGCUUGGUUGGACUUUUUGGUUUUGACUGCUCCAAGGGAUCUACAGAAUUCUUGGAUCUGUACAGUAAUCCUGAGGAGAAAAGGAAUGAAGUGAAGAAAGAAGAAGAUUUUUAUCACCUUCACUAUCUAAGCAUGUACCAUUUUGAGCUUUUAUUCCUCAAUUUUGACAGGCCACCUCUGUUGACACCACUUGGCCUGGCACUCAAAAAGAAUUUGAUUAUAAGCUGCACGAUCAUAUCUUGAAAGUUCAUUUUCACCUAUAACUUCAAUGUAACCCUCCAGCCACCAUUCAUGACCUGCACAUAAACAUGUAGCACCCAGUUUCUCAUAUUGUGAAGGGCAUACUUGGGGGAAGUUGUCAAAAGGCCUGGGUUUUAUAAGGACCCAGAUUUACGUUUCUCGCAACUUCUAAAUGUAGGCAAAUGGCAUUAAUGUCUGGAUUACAUCUUUGAUAUGAGUUAAUACCCAUCUCCAUCUUUCAAAUUGUAAAAUCUUCACCACCACUAUUGUCUUUAUACCAAAGGAUUCCUGAUACCUAUACUGACAAUGAAAUGCGAUCUAUUUAAUUGCUGGGAAAUG